Molecule: messenger RNA, 825 nt
Organism: Sclerotinia sclerotiorum 1980 UF-70
Lineage: Eukaryota; Fungi; Ascomycota; Leotiomycetes; Helotiales; Sclerotiniaceae
Exons: 3
Coding region: 1-825 (274 amino acids)
Biological process (GO): polysaccharide catabolic process
Molecular function (GO): cellulase activity
Source: RefSeq, a predicted model, not a curated record
AUGCUAUCUCAAAUGCGUAAAGCCGCGGCCUUAGUAGCUUUCAGCUCUGCCGCAAGCGUUCUCGCCUACCCUCAUCUCAACACUCGAGCCAUUCAAGGAUCGACGGAUCUUUGCGGUGAUUACGAUUUUAUCAUCUUGAAUAAUUCUCCUUGGAUUGUUUACAAUAUGUUAUAUAACGCAAACCAGAUUGUAGGAAGUCAAUGUACUUAUUACGAUAAAAUGAUAACAGGAAGUGAUGGAACUGCUGAAGUAAAGUGGAAUAGCGAGACAGAUAUAGCCUAUGUAGAGAGCACAAACAACAUCCCAAAAGGGUAUUCCUUCGUCGGUCUAACCCAAAACCUCGAAACCCCCCUCACAGACAUCGCCUCAAUCCCCACAACCUACAAAUGGACACGCAGCAACAGCACCGCUUUCAAAGGAAACAUCUGUUACGAUUUCAUGACCAACGACAUCAAAGGUGAUUCGACAUCUAGUUCUUCCGAAGAACUGAUGCUCUGGCUUCAAUAUGAAGGCGGUCAGUUACCGAUUGGUUGGGUAGAGGGAAGCGUUGCUACGAUUGAUAAUUUGUUCGGUACAAGCUGGGAUUUGUAUCAGGGUGUUAAUGAGGGGACGGGUAUUAGGGUUAGUAGUCUUUUGCCGAAGAAGCAGUUUGAGGGGAGUUUCGAAGGGGAUUUGAGGGACUGGUUGGUGGCGCUUGUUGGGGAGGGUGUUUUUGGGGAGAGUACUUUCGUUAAUGUCGGGAAUGCUGGAACCGAAUUCUUCUACGGAAAUGCAAUUAUGAACGCUACUCUCGGUCUUCAAAUUAAUCUUGGUACUCCUUCGUAG